Verticillium nonalfalfae is the source of this 9315-nucleotide messenger RNA. RefSeq names its product Serine/threonine-protein kinase tel1 (gene TEL1). Gene Ontology annotation, molecular function: ubiquitin protein ligase binding; protein serine/threonine kinase activity. The coding region runs from base 1 to 9315 and encodes 3104 amino acids. The transcript has 12 exons. The record is from RefSeq and is a predicted model, not a curated record. Gene Ontology annotation, biological process: ubiquitin-dependent protein catabolic process; DNA repair. NCBI's taxonomy places the organism in Eukaryota, Fungi, Ascomycota, Sordariomycetes, Glomerellales, Plectosphaerellaceae.
AUGGCGCCCGCUGCAUCGAGAGGGGAUGUCACCCUGAAUGACGCGCUUGAUGCCAUCACUGGAGGCACGCUAAAGGUCAGGGGCACUGGCUUGGACGACUUAAUCUUUCUCCUUGAUGAGAAGAAAGCCAAGACAGCCAACCUAUCCAUUCUGGCCGAUAAGCACUACCAUCGCAUCUUCGAGGCUCUUUUCAGAUGUGCCAUUACAGAAAAGCAGAGCUACUACAGCGGAAAGAAAACCACGGCAGCAUCUGCUGCCACACGGCUAUCCAAGUGCGCUGAGGCUCUCCGCCUGGCUUUGAAUCAUGGGGCCUCCAAGUUGAAACGCAAGACGGUACUUGCAGUCAUCGACCACAUCACCCAGACGCUGCCGGGGCCAGACAACAACUCCCAUGAGAUGGUGGAACCGCUUCUGCAGAACUACAUCAAGGCCAUCGUUGCUCUCUUAUCUCACCAGGCUAAUGUCGAACACCUCGCCACGUUUGAGGGAAAUGACGUCGCGCCGCUCAUCAGCCACUGGUGGCAAGGUCGAACGGUUUCGAAGGACGAGAUGCUCAACUCUGUGCGAGAUGAGAUGUUAAAGACCAUAUUUGCCAUACAUCUGCAUCUAGAACGACUGCUACAGGAUGGAGAUGACUUGUCAAUCAAAGGUGACGUGGAAGAUCUCUUCGACACUUUGUGGUUAGAGUACACGAGGCGCAACGAACAAUCGCAGCUGCAUAUCGAUGACAUUAGCUUCACAAUAACAACCCCUGACGACUUCUUCCGUCUCCGCUCAUUCGGUCUCCGCCCGCACAAUCAAGACGGCGAGCGCAAGUGGGUGAUGCUCCAAGUCUUAGCAUUCCUUGAGAAAGCUUUGUGGAAAGCUCAAGCCCCUCGGCAAUCGCAACAUGAAAUUGGAACAGAAGAAAUUGAGCAGCCCCGCAAAAAGAAACGUCGAAUCGACGCAGCAAACGACCGCCUUCAGGGCAGGCUGAAGUCUCCCAGUACCGGGGUCGAGCAACUCAACUCCCGACAGUCCAGAGAUAUUGAGGCAGCAACCUUCACACUUCUAGACUCAACAUUGGACGCCGUUCUCAGCGCUCCUGAGAAUCAAGCCUUCUUCGAGCUUCUUCUUGGAGAAACGUCCCUCCAUGUACCUGCACUCAAGACGGCCGAGCUUGGAAAAUUUGUCUUGCACUGCCCCUACCUCUUGCGUCUUCUCUCCCGCUGUGCCGUAACACUUCGUCAGCGAUCAGCCAGAGAACCAUCGGGUCGAAAUAUUGAUUUCAUGGACCUAGACGAUGAGUUCGACUCGCAAGAAAGCGGAACAAGUAACUCCGUCAAGAUACCAGAUGUCCCUCGUCGCAGCGCAGCCCUGCAAUGGAACAGUGAAGCCUUCUAUCUUUCGACUGCCUUACGACUUUACUUCCUCGAGGCUAUCGAUAAAGACAGAGAAAAGAUCGGUUUUGUUCCAGAGCCUUUCUUUCAGCAACUGUCCAGUCUCUCCAGACAAGACUUUCUGUUGUCCACGGCCGUCACAUCUGAAGUGUUCAAUUCAGACUUCACUAUCAAGCCGGACGAAGCGCUUGUGAUCGUUGAGAAGCUUGGUGAGAUGAUUGGAGAGACGGAGUACACCUGCUCUAAGGUCUCAACCGCCCUGAAGCUGGAAUCACCCAAGGAGCUCUUCAGGAUUUUCAGCCCUCAGCUGUUCUACACUUGGCUCGACGGUGAUGAACUUGAAGAGAUGCCGUUUGAAAUUUUCGGAUUCACGAGUCUCGAGGACAUGCUCAAGACGGCACAAUCUGAGGCUGCAGCACUAAUGUUCAUGCGAGCUACGAUGAUCAAGCAAGGCUUCUCGAAGAUCGCAGCCUAUGCAAUGGCUCACGAUACCAGCGCAGGCAACUCGAUUACAGCAGCGGAAAGCCGUAUCCGCAAGACCUUGGGUAAGGAACCAUAUCUUGACGCGAUUUACGCCAAUUUUGUCGACAUAAUCGCAGUCUUCUUCGACGUGUUCGAUCAAGAAGACCCGAUGGACAAGUAUUUCGGAAAAGACGAAAAUUUUGUCUACGCCGCCAUUGCCAUGUCGGAGAUGAAGAUUCGCAUUCUCAUUUGCCUGGCUGGCUCCAUUGCGCUCGAUGUGUAUGCCCUCGAGAUGCUCCUCCACUCUAUUCGGCCCUUUAUCGUCGACUCCGAAUGUGCAGAUGACGCGUUAGGAGUCACACAAUACCUCAUCAGUAAGGGAGCUGAGCAUCUUGAGCAAUCACCCUCCUUCCUCGCAGGAUAUGCUCUCUCGACUCUCGCAUCUCUGCGUGUCUUCCUCGAAUCAAGUCAGUCAAGCACCACACAAGAAAGCCAGUUCAAAGCCACCAUGAAUAAGGCUCAACAUUUCCACGCUUGGUUUUCCAACUUUCUUGCGCAAUACGAUUCUCCGUCUUUCAAAAGUCAAGACCAGAAAAACUCCUUCAAGUCAAUUACACAAUCCGCCUCGAAUAUUCGAACGUCUGGCAAUGCGGAGAGCGGCACUCACGAAAGCACACUUCUUCUGGAAAUCUUGAAAGAUGAUGAUUGCGAGCAGAAACUGUUGAACGAGGCUGCCCGAGAUCUCGCCCUUGGUCUGCUCUGUGGGGACUUUGUCAUUCCACCAUCUGCGAGAUACGAUGUCAUUAGCGAUGACGAAAAAGCUCUCCACCACGGCGGCCUGGUUUUGAAGAGCUGCAAAGCUCAGGCUCUCAGCAAUGAAUAUCUAGCAUGGGCUGGACGUGUUGUCGGCAGAGCUUUUGCUGCCUCUGGAGAGAUUGAGCCAGAACUGCUCCGCGAAUCGCAGCUGUCGAGCAGCCUCAAGCUAGCUCCUGGAGCUAAUGGCUCAGAGCGAGGGCUCUUUACUCUGUUACAGCAGCUCACAGUGAGCAAAGACUCAUUCACCGCAGGGCUGGCAGAGUCUGCUUUGAGGGCUGUGGUUUCGGAAGCUGCAGCAGAGGAGGAUGAGCUUUUGACCACUGCUGCCCAGAAGACACUGCCCGAGCCCUUGUAUCUUGCCUCCACCUGGCAACCUUAUCGAACGCCGCCAUCAGACACUGCUUCGCAACGAGUGCAACAAGAUGAGUUUUCUUCUACUAUGGAAGACAUAGAGGAUGCAGGUUGGAUCCGAAAAGUGGUCACGUAUCUGGUCCAGGCUGUCCCCGAGUUCAUCAUUUUGAGCGAGCUACUGCCCAUUUUGACACAUGUCAAAGGCUUCGCUGAGAAGGCUCUUCCUUUUAUCCUCCACUUAGCUCUCUGUGGCCAAAUGGAAAAGCAGCAAAGUGCCAGAAAAUUCCUUUCUGACGCCUUGAAGGAGUGGCUCGCAGUCUCCAGCGAGUCAUCUCAUCACAACCAGAAGCACCUACUCAACGCUCUGCUCUAUCUCCGAACACAACCAUUGCCAAAUGAGUCUUCCAUUGCGGACCGCGCCAGUUGGCUAGAUGUUGACUUCUCUUCCGCCGCCGGUGCUGCAUCAAGGUGUGGGAUGCACAAAACUGCCCUCCUGUUCUUUGAGGUAGCAGCUUCCCAAGUCACCCGAGCAUCACGCAGGUCAUCCACUAUCCGGGAGUCUCAUACACCUAGUGUGUUACUCAGUAUCUUUGAAAACAUUGAUGAUCCCGACGCUUACUACGGCUUGCCGCAGACUUCCAGUCUAUCGAACGUGAUGGCGCGUUUGGAAUACGAAAAUGACGGGUCCAAGAGCCUAGCCUUCCGCGGAGCCCAGUUCGAUAGCCACAUCCAGUCCAAAGAUCCAGCCUCGCAGAACGAUGGCCUGUCAAUGGUCAAGGCUCUGAGUACGCUGGGUUUAUCAGGGCUUUCGCAUGCUCUUUUGCAAACCCAAAGUCUUGUCGAAAACACGAAUUCGCUUGAAAGCACCUUUGGCACCGCCAGAAGGCUGGAAAUCUGGAAUCUGCCAGCACCAAAUUCGAGUGAGAACCAUGCGGUCUCCGUUUACAAAGCAUUUCAAAGCAUCCACCAAGCCAAUGACUCUUCGGCAAUCCGGCAGGCGAUUUACGAUGGGUUUGGACGAACAAUGGCCAGUCUGACCAGUCGCGGCCUGAAUGCCGCCAACUUGAGGCAUCAUCUUGGGGCGCUUGCUGUGUUGGCCGAACUCGAUGACGUGGUCAAUGUCGCGGACUUUGGAGAGCUUGAGGCUCUGCUUGACCGUUUCGAAAACCAUGGCGAAUGGAUGAAGCGAGGGAGGUAUGACGAUGUCAGUCAGCUCCUGUCGUCGCGUGGUACCACGUUGAGCUUGCUGAGCCAACAGCCAAAAUUGCGAGCGGCAGCCAAUCUUUCUAUCAGCCAAGCACGACAGAUCGAAGUCCGCUGCAAGCUCAUAUCAUCUGGCAUCUACCGUUUCCAUCGCGCUACGCAAGAAUCACUCAACAUAUCAACAUCUUUAACAAAUUUGAUAGUGCCGAGCGAACAUUUGGGACUAAAUUUUGAUGCAGCCGCCAAGAUAGAGUCAGCCAACUCACUCUGGGAUCACGGCGAGAUGGUCUCGUCGAUCAGGAUGCUGCAGAGCAUCGACAACGACUCUGUAUUCAAGAAACAGAGUAUCCCGGUCAGUCGUUCUGAUCUAAUGUCCAAAAUAGGCUACCAAAUUUCAGUAGCCAAAUUGGAGAAGCCACAUGACAUCCAGAGGAAGUAUCUUGAGCCUGCCUUGAAGGAGUUGAAGGGACGCACCGACGGCAAGGACGCGGGCAAAGUCUUUCACCAAUUCGCCAUGUUUUGUGAUGAACAACUGCAAAACUCCGAUGGGCUUGAUGAUUUGGCAAGAUUACAGAAUCUGAAGCAGGGCAAAAGCGACGAAGUUGCACAGUUGCGGUCUUUGAUUUCCAGUGAAAAGAACUCGCAAACGAAAUCCAGAUACUCAUCCCACCUUACCAGAGCGCAACAGUGGUUGCAUCUCGACGAGCAGGAGCUUCGCCGGGUAGAGCAGACGAGGAGCGAAUUCGUGCGCCUGAGUCUAGAGAAUUAUCUCCUGUCUCUCAUCGCGUCCGACGAACACAACAACGAUGCACUGCGCUUCACGGCCCUAUGGCUUGAAAGAUCGGACGACGAUUCCACCAACGACGCCGUUCGGAGACACCUCGACAAGGUUCCCACCCGAAAAUUUGCAACCCUCAUGAAUCAGCUUUGCUCUCGUCUGCAGGACCAAUCAAACAUAUUUCAGAGGCUUUUGAUCAACCUCGUCUAUAACAUAUGUAUAGACCACCCAUACCACAGCAUGUAUCAGGUCUGGUCUGGCGUCAAGGUAAAAGCAAACAGCAAAGACGAGGUGGCAGUGCUGCGACACAAGGCAACCAACAAAGUCAAAGAUCAACUAGAGAAACACCCUACGCAGGGCGCAAUCUGGCAUGCCAUUGACAGAACAAACGGGCACUAUCACCGACUGGCGGUUGACCGCGACAACCCAAAGUACAAAGCAGGGCACAAGAUCAACCUCAAGGAGACGACUUCGGGCAACUACCUCGUGGCUGCUCUGAAUAAGUACCAAAUCCCGCCACCGACGAUGCAGCUCGAACUGUCCGCGGACAAGGACUACUCUAAGGCUCCAAUCAUCGCGAGGCUCGAGCCGCAGAUGUCGAUUGCUUCGGGGGUAAGCGCUCCAAAGAUCAUCACCGCAGUUGGCACGGAUGGCGUGCGAUACAAGCAAUUGGUCAAGGGGGGCAACGACGACCUCCGCCAAGAUGCCAUCAUGGAGCAGGUGUUUGCUGCCGUAUCAUCUUUGCUCAAGCUGCAUCGCGAGACCCAGCGGCGCAAUCUGGGCAUUCGCACAUACAAGGUCUUGCCUCUGACAUCGGCUUCAGGCCUCAUCGAGUUCGUCCCGAAUACCAUCCCGCUUCAUGAAUUCCUCAUGCCUGCCCAUGAGCGGUAUUAUCCAAAAGACCUCAAGGGAAGUCAAUGCAGAAAGGAGAUCUCUGCGGUGCAGGGCAAAUCUGUGGACGCGAGGGUCAGUGCCUACCGUAAAGUCAAGGAACGUUUUCAUCCUGUCAUGAAGUACUUCUUUAUGGAAUACUUUGUAGACCCCGACGAGUGGUUCGUCAAGCGAACUGCCUACACGCGAACCACCGCCGCGAUCUCGAUGCUGGGACACAUUCUUGGCCUAGGCGAUCGGCACGGGCACAACAUUCUGCUGGACAAUAAGACAGGCGAGGUGGUUCACAUUGAUCUGGGUGUUGCGUUUGAGAUGGGCCGCGUGCUGCCGGUGCCCGAGCUGGUACCGUUCAGACUGACGAGGGACAUUGAAGAUGGUAUGGGCGUCACCAAAGAGGGUGUGUUCCAGCGUUGUUGCGAGUUCACGCUCGAUGCGCUAAGGGAGGAGACGUACAGUAUCAUGACCAUCCUUGAUGUUCUGCGGUACGAUCCUCUGUACUCCUGGUCUAUAUCACCGGUACGGUUAGCAAAGUUGCAGGGUGGCAGCGGGGAUGGGGAUGACGACGUGGCUGGAAGGGGAAAGACGAGGGUGAACGAGCCUUCGGAGGCAGACAGGGCGCUGGAAGUGGUGCGCAAGAAGCUUUCAAAGACAUUGAGCGUCACAGCGACGGUCAACGAUUUGAUCAACCAGGCCACGGAUGAGCGGAACCUGGCUGUAUUAUACUCAGCUUACUUCAAGUUGUUGCAGGGCCUCCCGGUCCUGUCGAUGCCGUCGAAACCGAACCACCCGGCCGACGGAAAACUGCCAUCGCGGGCCACAGGCUCGGUAAGCUCAGGCCUUCGCACAAGCCCAAGCUCAUCGGGUGCACUGGGCGACGCAAGCAUUAGCAGCCCAUCGCGGCGGCGACCCCGCGUCGACUCUGACGUGCACGCGUCCCUCUCUACACCGCAUCUUGCGCAACAAAACCAAUACCUUCCGUCUUCGGCGUUUUCAGAAAAGCCAAGCCCAAAGCGCUUCAAGUUUGGCGCCGACACCGCUUCCAUGACGACCAUGUCUAACAAGACGAAGGGGAAGCUCCCUGAAGUGAUUGACCUUACACAGCAGAGCGCCUUCCGGCCAUACUCGGGCGCCAAAAAGAUCGUGAUCAAGAACCUCAGGCCACCCACGCAGACCGACAAGACCGAGCAGUAUUAUGAUCGGACACGGCAGCAGCUCAAGGAUGCCCUUCAGUGCAUACUUCGCCACCAGCCUCUCCAACUGCCAAUGGAGAGGCUGUACAGGGGCGCGGAGGAUAUCUGCAGGCAUGAGCAGGGGCAGGAACUAUAUCGGAUGCUACAAGAGCUAUGCGAAGCUCACUUGAAGCAAGCAACCUUGCGAUCCAUCAUCGACAGGUCGCCAGGCCCCUCAAAUAUUGACAUGUUGCGGAGCGUCUUUCUCCACUGGCAGGAUUGGAACAAGGCAGUUAUAGAUAUUCGGUCUAUAUUCAGCUACCUCGACAGGACGUAUCUUCUUCGGGAGAGAACGCUGGGCUCAAUCAACGACUUGACAAUCACGCAGUUCCGGAAGAUGCUCUCGUCUUCGGCCAGCAAGGACGCUACCAACCAGACACCUUUUACUCGAUGUCUCCGCGGGGUGUGCGAGCUGAUCUCUUACGAUCGAGUGAAUGACGCUCGAUUCGACGCUCGAUUACUGAAAGAAUCAGUCCGUAUGUUCAACGUGCUUAACGUCUACCAAAAGUCGUUUGAGCCGGCCUUUCUCCACGACUCGGUCAACUUCUUCCACGAAUUUGCAGAUGAGAGGAGCACAGCAAGUCUGAAGGAGUACAUCCUUGCAUGCGAAAAGCUUUUGAAGGAUGAGGACUACCGAUGUAACGCGUACAACCUUGACAGCACGACCAAGAAGCAACUUCUCGAUGCCGCCCACGGCAUCGUGGUGAAGGACUACUCGGCUAAGCUUCUGGAUGUCGAAAGCUUGUCGAAGCUGCUUGCUGAUCACGAAAUCGAGUCGAUGCGAGCUCUCUACGACCUCCUGCGGUUGUCGGGGAUCCAGGCGAAGCUCAAGGACCCGUGGAAAACCUACAUCCAGGAGGCUGGAGCAGCGAUUGUGGGCAACGUAGAGAGAGGAGACGACAUGGUCAUGAGGUUGCUUGAGCUGAGGCGAGCUCUGGAUUUGGUCGUGCGAGAUGGCUUCAGAGGUGAUGAAGUCUUUGGUUACGAACUGAGGCAUGCCUUCGGCGCUUUCAUGAACGACCGGAAAACGACUUCGGGGUGGAGCACGGGAACUUCCAAGAUUGGAGAGAUGAUCGCGAAACACAUUGACAUGCUCUUGCGAGGCGGUCUCAAGGCUCUUCCCAAGAGUCUGUUGUCUGACAACAAGGAUCGGGCUGCUGCCGAAAAAAGCGGGCAAUCAAGUACGGCUGACGAGGAUGCCGAGCUGGAUCGCCAGCUUGAUGCUGCCCUUGAGCUCUUCAGGUUCAUUGAAGGGAAGGACGCCUUUGAAGCUUUUUACAAGAAAGAUCUGGCCAGGCGGUUGCUCAUGGGCCGAAGUGCGAGCGAAGAUGCCGAGAGAAACAUGCUUCGAAAGCUCCGGGAUGAGUGCGGUGCCAACUUUACGCGUAAUCUUGAGCAGAUGUUCAAAGAUCAGGAGCUCGCCAAGGAGGAGAUGCAGCACUUCAAGCAAUGGUCAGAAGGCACGAAUGCUGAACAACAAGUCGAUCUGCAAGUCAUGGUCAUCUCCGCAGCGUCUUGGCCGACAUAUCCCGACACGAAGCUCAACCUGCCUGAAGGUGCUGCGGCCGAGAUCGAACGAUUCGAGCGGUGGUACAACCACAAGCAUGACGGCAGAAAACUCUCGUGGCCCCAUUCGCUGGCUAACUGUACGGUCAAGGCCAUCUUCCCGAGAGGCACGAAAGAACUCCUGGUCAGUGCGUUCCAGGCCGUUGUGCUUGUGCUGUUCAACGAGGUCGAUCUCGAGGGCUUCCUCAGCUUCGGACAGAUCAGCACAGCUACGGGACUUGCGGGUCCGGAACUCCAGCGGACACUACAAUCGCUCGCCUGUGGCAAGGUCCGAGUUUUGAGCAAACACCCCAAGGGAAGGGAUGUCAGCGAGACUGAUACUUUUACCAUCAACAAAGCUUUCACUGAUCCCAAACUUCGGAUUAAGAUCAAUCAGAUUCAGCUCAAGGAGACGAAGGAGGAGAAUAAAGCGACACAUGAGCGCAUUGCCGAGGACCGUAAAUUCGAGACGCAGGCGGCCAUUGUGCGGGUGAUGAAGGCGCGCAAGACGAUCGGACACAGCGAGCUGGUGGCUGAAGUGAUCAACUUUACUCGCAAGCGUGGUCCCGUUGACGCCGCCUCCAUCAAGAAGCUCAUAGAGACGUUGAUAGACAAGGAUUACAUGGAGCGCGACGGAAACAUGUAUACCUACAUCUCAUGA